Scatophagus argus is the source of this 9114-nucleotide messenger RNA. It is a transcript of the gene sipa1l3, whose product is annotated as signal-induced proliferation-associated 1 like 3. The transcript has 24 exons. NCBI's taxonomy places the organism in Eukaryota, Metazoa, Chordata, Actinopteri, Scatophagidae. The coding region runs from base 537 to 5855 and encodes 1772 amino acids. Gene Ontology annotation, molecular function: protein binding; GTPase activator activity. Gene Ontology annotation, biological process: epithelial cell morphogenesis; regulation of small GTPase mediated signal transduction; activation of GTPase activity. Gene Ontology annotation, cellular component: Golgi apparatus; cytoplasm; plasma membrane. The record is from RefSeq and is a predicted model, not a curated record.
CUAGGUUGCGCCAACCGGAGUUGCGCAGGCGCAGUGAGUGUGCGGGCGCAGCUUCGCCGUGGUUUCGGUUGAGCAUUCUUGGAAACGUCUUGCUCGGUGAACAGGCAGUCGACUGUCGGCCAACGACUGUUUCCACAAUGUCUGGAGAAUUAUUUUAACGGAAUAGGAGCCGAGCGGAAACACCGGAGCAGCGUUAGGUAAGAAUAAAAUAUUGAGCCUUCCCUUCCUGCACUGUGACGUCAAACCUCACCACACCUGCUUCAUCUGCAUAUUGCAAGGCUGACGGCAUAAUAAGAUCUGCAUUAGACUGAAAAUUGUACCAGAAGAGGAGGGCCCAUCCUGAUUCAAGCUGGUCGUCAAUGGACAAGUGAAGUCUUUCUUACCUUGCCAGUUAAAAGCAAUGUUUUUGGGAGCUGGAGGCCGUAGCACCAUCAGCCGAGUGUGUGUGGGGCCCCUCCUCUCCCUCUUUCCCAGCACCCCUCCUGAUAUGGGAUGCCAGCCCCCUGCCUCCCUGCCCUGAGCUCUCCUGGGGUGCCAUGAACAGCUACAGAGACAGAGGGGUCACUUGCACCUCCUCGGACCUCCUUGAUGGAGGUGGAGGAGGAGGAGGAGGGCUGCCCCAGCACACUCAGUUUCACCACACCCUGAAUGGCCUCACAGACCUGGCCAUCCAACCACGAGUCUCAGUGCCCAAAAUGGGUGUUCGUGCGCGGAUUGCCGAGUGGCCCCCACGUCGCUCACAGUCCAGAGAGUCACUGCUUGAAAAUGGGCAAAGCAGCCGCCAUGGAGAUGACUGCUCCACUUCAGUUUCCUCAUCAGUUUUGUCUUCAGACAUCGGUCUGGUGCGGGGAGGAGUUGCCAGGUUGCCACGACGGCGGUCCAAGGAUAUAGAAUUCAGAGGAGGUGGGUUUGGCGGAGGAAGAGGUUCACCUCUGAGUCUCAGAGUGUUCCCUCCUUUGAGACAGCGCUCCAACAGUGAGGUGACACUGAGUGAACAGGACGAAAAUGAGGUGGAGGGUCGUUUAGGUGGCGGGAUGGGGAACCUGUUCAGAGAGUAUGGCAGCACCUCCUCCAUUGACAUCCAGGGCAUUCCUGAACAGAGCUUUUUCGACAUGCUCAGCCAGUUCCACCAGGAGAGACCUGACCAGCGCAGUUCAGCACCCGCACGCCUCAGGGAGCUGCUGCGUGCUCCAGACUCGCCAUCAAGCGCACCCCUCCCUUCUGCUCCUUCACCUGGCCCCACAGGUGGGGACGACAGAGGGACAGGAAGGAAGGACGGAGCUGAGAGGGUGAGGAAGAAAAGUGGGGGGACGGAGUCGUCACUGGGCACCUCCUCUUUGUUCAGGAAACUUAGGAGCUCAAGUCGCGGUGAGCUGGACGGGGGAAAAGGAGAGAGUGAGGAAGGGGGAGGACGGGGUUCAGGAGACUCCUCGUAUAAACCGUGGGUAUGCCCCAAAAGCUUUGUCCAUUAUGAUGCACAGAGCGUCCUGUUUGACCUCCACGAAGUAGCAGCACAGCGGGGCUACGCCUCCCAGAGGAGGAACACCGCCACAGGGGCAUCAGCUGCUUCAGUGUCCCUGUCCGUCUCCAGAUCCUCAGCUCAGAGUGUGAACGACCCAGUUUAUUCCAGCAUAGAGGAUCUGACCCUGAGUGUUGACCCUGGCUCCACAACACCCUCCCUGGGCACGGAGCCACUGGACGGCCCUCCCGGUGCCCACAACUCAAGCCCUCUGCUCCUGUCAUGCCCCCACUUCCUCAAUGAGACUGGAGGCCACGGGGAGCGCAACAUCAGCUUCCUCAGCUCGUCAGCGGAGCGAGGAGGAGACGGAGGAGGAGAGGCAGUGAGGAGUUGGCUGAGGAAGAGCAACGCCAGCGUCUCAGUGCUGGAGGUGCCUGUUGAACAGCAGGUCAUGAGACUGGACAGAUUAAAAUUGUACAGCAUAGAGCAUGUAGACCUUGGGGCCAGGUACUACAGAGACUACUUCUAUGGGAAAGAGCACUCAAACUACUUUGGGACAGACGAUAAACUGGGUGCUGUGGCUGUGAGCAUCCGCAGGGAGAAACUGGAUGACACCAAAGACCUGAAAGACCAGUAUCAGUACCGCCUCAUCAUCAGAACGAGCGAGCUCGUGACCCUGCGAGGCUCCAUUUUAGAAGAUGCAGUGGCGUCUACAGGGAGGCAUGGCACUGUGCGGGGUCUGCCGCUCAAGGAGGUCCUGGAGCAGGUCGUCCCAGAGCUCAGCGUCUCCUGUUUGAGACUAGCGGUCAGCACACCCAAAGUCACGGAGCAGCUCCUCAAACUGGACGAACAGGGGUUAAGUCAGAAGCACAAGGUGGGUGUUCUGCUGUGCCGUGCGGGCCAGAGCACAGAGGAGGAGAUGUACAACAACGAGGAGGCGUCACCCGCCUUUUCUGCCUUCCUGGAGCUGCUGGGGGAGCAGGUGCUUCUCAAAGGGUUCACCAAAUAUGCAGCACAGCUCGACACAAAGACCGACUCUACAGGCACCCACUCCCUGUACACCACCUACCAAGGCUACGAGGUCAUGUUCCACGUGUCCACCAUGCUGCCGUACAUGCCCAACAACCCCCAGCAGCUCUUGAGAAAGAGGCACAUAGGGAACGACAUUGUCACCAUAAUCUUUCAGGAGCCGGGGGCGUUGCCUUUCACUCCCCAGAAUAUUCGCUCGCACUUCCAGCAUGUCUUUGUUAUCGUCCGUGUGCACAACCCCUGCUCUGAAAACACCUGUUACAGUGUUGCUGUGACAAGAAUGAAGGAUGUGCCUCCCUUCGGCCCACCCAUUCCCAACGGCGUCACCUUCCGUGACCGAGAAACCUUUCGUAACUUCCUUCUAGCCAAAGUUAUCAAUGCAGAAAAUGCAGCGCACAAGUCAGAGAAAUUCCACACCAUGGCGACACGUACGCGGCAGGAGUACCUGCGCGACCUGGCUGAAAACUAUGUCAGCAGCACGCCGCUCGACUCAGCGGGCAAGCUCAACAACCUCAUCUCCCUCGCGUCCAAGAAACGCGAACGCUCCAAGGCAAGAGAAGGAGCGGAGCUGGGGGCUGUGGGGGCCGUUGCCUGGAGGGUCCUAGCCCAGGACUUCAGUGGUGGGGGGACAGAGCUCCCCUGUGCCUUGGGUGUGUCAGCUGAAUACGUCCUCCUUACUGACUGUUCCACCAAAGAGGUGGUGUUUAACUGUUUCUGUGCGGAUGUGAUCGGUUGGACACCAGAACGGCUGGCGUUAAAGAUCUUCUACGGCAGAGGAGACCACAUCGCUGUGCGGGUACCAGAGGGCUGCGCACAGGAUGUCAGGGAGAUGGUGCAGAGACUGAAGUCGUUGACAGUGGGAUGUGAGACGGUGGAUAUGACUCUGAGAAGAAACGGACUGGGGCAACUGGGCUUCCAUGUUCGCCUGGACGGCACUGUGGCCGAGGUGGAGGAGUACGGCUUUGCCUGGCAGGCGGGACUGAGACAGGGCAGUCGGUUAGUGGAGAUCUGCAAGGUGGCUGCGGUGACGCUCACUCACGAGCAGAUGAUUGACCUGCUGAGGACGUCGGUCACAGUCAAAGUGGUCAUCAUUCCUCCGUAUGAAGAAGGCGGGCCUCGGAGGGGCUGCACAGAGGAGUAUGAGAUGAAGACUAUGGAUCAGAAGCCAGAUCCUGAGCCUUUGGCGGCAGGCUACCGACCAUCUCCUCGCCCAGCAUGGCGAUGGGACAGCCCACCCAUUCCCCCGGGACUCCACAGUGUCCCCACCCCACAACGCUGGGCCCCCAUGGGUCCUCCACCUCCUCCACUGCCCCGCUCACACAAGGCCUUGAUGCCUGUUCCCUACAGGGAGCCCCAGCACCUCAACUCCAAGAGGCCAGUGAGCUACCCAGAGAACCACUACAGUUUGUCCCCUGCAGGAGGUGACAGAGUGCUGCCCUACAGAAACCCUUCAGCCAGCUUCUCCUCGCCCUCCUCUGGCCUGGUCAGCCUCUCCAUGAUGGGGCCGCCUGGAAUCACUCCAGGCCCCUUCGUACGCUACAAACCUUCACCUGACAGAUACGGAACAGGGCAGCGACCCCUGCUACCCUAUGAGCCCCACCUCAGUGUGGACAUCACCUCCAGUGGAGAGUCUUCCUCGGGCUUCACCAGUCAGGACAGCACCAUGGAGCGCUGCAAAACAGAACCCCUCUGGCAUGUCCCAGCAUCAUCGUCUCGGGGACUGGGUGGUGGAGGUGGGCAGAGGAGACUACCCAGACAGGAUGUCCCGGGAAAAGACUCUCCGAACAGACACUCAAAGGGUGAGACUCAGUACUCCAGCCACUCCAGCAGCAACACUCUGUCCAGCAACGCCUCCAGCAGCCACAGCGACGAGCGCUGGUUCGACGGCGGAGCCGGAGGAGAGCGAGGAGGCGGGGGUUGCCUUGGCGACCCAGCCGACCCCGACGCUGACCUUCUCAACAAGGGGGGGUCGAAUGACAGCGGCAUCGACGCCUCGACCCACUACAACAACGCUCGCCACGGAAAUAUGUCCAACAGCCAGGCCCACAAGCCCAUGCACUGUUUAGCCACCUACAGCGGCAUCCAGGAGCUGUCCAUGGGAAGGAGCAGCGGUGGGGGAGAAGCGAAGAGGCGAGAGUCUUCGCCCAUCAUACCAGCAGCAGCCAAUCAGAACAAAGGAUACCGGACGAGGACAUUCCCACCUCCUGGCUCCAGUGCUGAUAAAAUGGAUGCUUUCAAACCCAGGGCCUACACGCCGCAGGGUUACAAGACUCCGGCUGAAAAAGCCCGGCCUGUCCGAGCCGCUACGACGACGCCCACGUCAGCUCAGUUAAGCUCCAUCCCCCUGUCCAGCUCUGCUCCCAAGGCCUUAUAUGGGAAGAGCAGACAAACUGCCUGGCAGACCGAAGACACCAACCCAUCACCUUCAAAUGCAACCCCAACAUCCAGCUCUGACAGCAGCAGCAGCAGCAAGAAGCAGGUGGAUACAAAUUCAAAGAACGUUUUUGGACAACCUCGGCUCCGAGCAUCGCUGAGGGACCUGCGUUCUCCACGCCGGACAUACAAAAGCACCAUUGAAGACGACCUUAAGAAACUAAUUAUCAUGGACAACCCAGGAGAGACGCCACAAAGAGAUCCGUCUCCCAGACGAACCUUGCAGCGAACCUUUUCAGACGAGUCGCUGUGCAGCGGGCGCAGAGAGGCAAGCUUCGCAAACUCAGAGAACCAGACGACCCCCACUGAUGUGCUGUUCACCUCCACGCUGCCCACACGCAAACACGCCGUCUCCUCCAACCACAUUCAGGGCAAAAAGAUGCCUCUGUCUGCCUCAGAGCUGUCUCUCACAGAAGUUAGAGACAAAGUUCCCCCCCUGAGGAGGCUCGAUCCGGGGUUGAUGCCUCUUCCAGACACAGCCUGUGGACUGGAGUGGUCCAGCCUGGUCAAUGCUGCUAAAGCCUACGAAGCACAACGAGCAGUUUCACUCUUCUCACUGACGGAGCCACAGGUUGGAGGUCCAGACAUGAGACCAGUCAUUAGUCCAGUCCAGUUUCACACCCCUCAGACACCUCGGACCACACCGACCUUCAGCGGUGACGAGGUGCCCAACGAUCUGUCUUGUCGGCUCUACCACCUGGAAGUGAUGUUAAAGCAGCUGAACAAUGAUUUGGAGAGAGAGAAACAGGACAAAGUCAUGCUGCUCGCAGAGAUGGCCAACCUGAGAGAGAAUAAUCAGCGCUUGCAGGAGGAGAGCCUGACAGCCAGUGAGCAGCUGCGCAAGUUCAGCAGGCUUUUUACUAACCUCGACAAGACGGAGAGCGACCACGAGGCUCGGCCCUUAACGCACGAAACUAACUCGAAGAGAGAGUGACACCUGCACCUGUAGAAGGAGAAGAAGAGCGUGAGGUUCAGGCCGCAGAGGGAGGGCGACUGUGAGAGAUUUACUCUGUCACUACCCGUUAUUUCCUUGCACACACACACACACACACACACACACACACACACACACACAGGAGCGGCAGAGGUCACAAUGAUGUCUCCUCACUCAGCUUCCAUUGGACUGCCUUAAACCAUACAGAGCGAGAAAUAAGACGAUAGAAUUUCUUUUUCUUUUUUUUUUUUUUUAAACUGCAACAAGUCUUAGCCACGCCUGCGGAGACCCUCCCUCUCUAUUCUCUGAGCCCGUUUAUUUUUAUAAACUGAAGUCAAAACGUCUUAUAUUCUUGUCUUAUAUAUAAAUACAUAUGCUACUAUGCCAGAGGAGCGAGUAGGAGAGGAGAACCUGACUGUUUUAGAGGACACUACAUCACCUGGAGAGGCCUAAUACUGUUCCUGCAGCGAAUCAGCCAAAAGAAAAAAAAAACAAAAACAGAAGACUCAUCACAGACUGCAUUUCCCAGAAUUCACUAGAGGUAAUCAAAGCUCUACAGACAUGCUACUGUAGAUAGAUGCCUGUGUGGUACAAUUCUCAUGUAUCAAUAUUAUCUAUAUUGUACUGAUACUGUAUAACAGUUGUACUAAAGAGGUGUGUGUGUAUGUGUGUGUAACUGGAUGGUACAGCGAAUACUCAGAAGCAUUAAGGCACAAAAUGUGUUUGUGCUCAAGGCAAGAUGCAUUUUGUUUCACUCUGGUGUGACUGUGUGAGACAGAGGAUGAAUGUGAUGCUGUUUGAGUGAUGAACAAACUAGUUUACUGUAAUGCGAAACUUGUGGGCCACAAUAUUCGUUUCCUUUUAAAACUAGGUUUACGUGGUUGAACCCGGCCCUUUAGAUGUGAAACAAGCCAUCAAGCGUGUUGAGCGAGUGUAAAUGAUCCAUGUUAUAAAGCUCAGUGAUAUAAUGAUGAUCAUAUCUCUAAUGUAGUGCAUUGUUUUUCUUUAAUUUAAUCUUCACUGUCUUCAGCAGUGCCGUAUCAUCUCAGAUCUAAAUGUACUGGAUAACUGUUUAACCUUGAGACGUUAUCGUAGUACUUCUUUGACAUUAUCCUUUUUUCCCCUGAUAUUUAGAUUGUCUGACAUUUUGGAAAUUACCCCUACUCACUUUAUGACAGAGAACUGGCACCGCUCUCACGUCGUUCCUUUAUUAGCCAGAAAACCGUUAUUAGCUUAGCAUUAAGACUGAAUACAAGGGGAAAGUUAGCCUGGAUCUGUCCAAAUCCAUAUACCAGCACCAGUAAAUCUACCUAAUUAAGACGUUAUAUCUUAUUAAUCUAUCCACAAAAAACCCCCGGGGUGCUACAUGGACUAAUUUUCCGUUUUACUCACUUUGGUCCUAACAGACUCGCUUGUUGCCUGGCAACAAGUUCCGGUGUUGCUCCAAAUUCUGCCACAUAUUGACAGUUUCAGCUCACCGCUGUAAACGGUUUUGUUAGUUUUUAAAAUCACACAGAGCACACUGUCGCAUACUUCAUUUUUAUAUCCGGUACCAAACAUGCUGUGCUCGUUGUAUUUAACUAUGAAAAUAAACAUUAUAUAACUUUCGAGGUGUUGGUAGGACGGAGCCAAGCUAGCGGUUUCUUCAUGUUUUUGUUCUUCAUGCUAAGCUAACGAUGUGCAGGCCGGACCUUUUAUAUUUAACAGAUUAAAACAUGGGAGUGAGACCGUUGCUCUCAUUCAGUUCUCCACUUGAAGGUCAUCCAUGUCAAUUCCCAAAAUGUCAAGCUGUUCUUAUUAUUCUGUCUUAGCAUACUAGCUCAUCAACAGUAGUGUGUGCUUACAGAAGACACUUAAUGUACAUGAAAAUCAUUUAAAGCUCCUUCAUAUCAGAACCGGUCUGUCUGUACGUAUGAGAGGAUUUGUCCCUGUGUUCUGUGCUAACCCAAAUGAACACAAAUGACACUAUUUAUACUGCUAGCUUGCUUAAUGAUAUUGUCUACUAUAUCUAUUUUUCAUACAGAAAAAAAAAUGUGUCUGGUUGUUUAUGGAUGCUGGUACUGAACGGACCCUGCAGAGGAUGAAUCAGUCCUAUCUUCCUGUGUCAGUAGAGAUACUGCUGAUAAAACUGUACGAAAUUAUCAUCUCCUGCUCUGCCCUGUUGAACAACUUCUUACUUCUUCUUCUUCUUCUUCCCUGGUCUGACUGGAACUGUUGAAUAUUCAAUCCCAACUUACUCAGGUUCCUCAAGAUGCUGUUAAGGACACUAAACCACCCGGCGGGCGAUGUGAUGCACUGUAGCCUGAGACAUUACAAACUUGUCUACCUUACUGUUUAUAACCAUUGUAGUUACCCAUUCAAUAUUUCUGGCCGUGUUAGACAAACAUAAACUCUUUUUCAAUUGAUUUUUCUUAAAGUUGAGCCGCAUCACCCACUCACCUACUACCACUAAAGAUACUUUUAUUUCGCUGACACAAGAGGAACAAGUGUUGUAGUCUGACCCUGAGCUGGACAGAAAACUGCCAUUUCCUCCUGCUCCUCCUCAGCCCAUUAAAAUAAAUGAAAGACAUUACCGACUUCUUUACUUUUCUGCAGCCAGUUAUGAGAGUUUGCAGUCGGGCUCUUGUCAUGCCAUUAACUUUGAUAUCGGUACCAUUUAUGCUCAAGCUUUGGUUCAGAAAUACUAAGUUUUACCAGACUGUUGUAAACAAAGUCAGGCAAUAAUGGGGAUCACAUUCUGGUUUCACGUUUGGACCUUUUUAGUUCAGGAUCCAAGUGACACUCCUGUUAUUUCUGCUUGAGGAAACCCCUUUGUGCAGCUUCCUUCCUUCUUUUUUUGUUUUAUAAUAUAUACAUUUUGUUUGUUAUGUGUAAUUGUAAGCUAUUUAUAGCAAACACAACAAUCCCUGUUGAACAAAUCAGUAAUACAUUAUGGUUAAAUAUUGUAUAACUAGUUUUUUUUUUUUUUUUAGAUGUUUAACUAUUUUGAUAAUUUAUUUUUUAACAUUCCCACUGUUGCAGACAAUGGUGAAGAUGAGAGGGUACUGUGUUUUUAUUUGUGUAUGCUGUUUUAAUUCUGAUCUCUGUACAAAACUGAUUCCUUUGUUUUCUGGCAUUAUCGGUUCAAUCUGUGCAUCUGUGCUCACACAAUGCAUUGACAAACACUUGUUUUCUUUUGGUUGUAAUAACUUGUACAUUUUAAAGUGUAAAUUAUGUUUUCAUUAUUUUAUAAAAAAUAUAUUAAAAAUAAUUAUCUGAA